Priapulus caudatus is the source of this 1606-nucleotide messenger RNA. RefSeq names its product bromodomain and WD repeat-containing protein 3-like. Lineage: Eukaryota; Metazoa; Priapulida; Priapulimorpha; Priapulimorphida; Priapulidae. The record is from RefSeq and is a predicted model, not a curated record. The annotation marks the transcript as partial. Gene Ontology annotation, molecular function: protein binding. Gene Ontology annotation, cellular component: nucleus. The transcript is spliced from 11 exons. Gene Ontology annotation, biological process: regulation of cell shape; cytoskeleton organization; regulation of transcription by RNA polymerase II.
AGUCGGUAUAGCGUUGUGUGAACCCGGUUUAUUUCCGUCGAUUUUUUCAAACCCUGUAUAUUACAUUACCAUGAAAGACGUUAAAUGUGAAACUAGAGAGAUGUCCGAGUUGGAGUUGGAGUUGCACUUCCUCAUCGCAAGAUUUCUUUCCGUCGGUCCUUGCCGGGAAGCUGCACAGGUCCUUUGCCAGGAGCUAGAAAAACACAAGGUUUUACCUAAAAGGUUGGAUUGGACGGGCGGAGAACAUCAUCAAACCUUCGAAGAAUUGCUGCGUAACAACUCUCACGUGGCGGCGGACCACCUGCUGCGCGUGUGCCAGCGCGUCGGUCCGAUUCUCGAUGCCUCCAUCGCUCCCAGCGUCGCCGGCGUGCGAUCUCUGCUCGGCUCCGGGAGGCAGUCACUGCUGCGCACGGAGAGGGACCUGAAGGCCAGGUAUUGGACGCGCUCCCACCACACCGCCUGUCGCCAUGGCAACCCGCUCAAACCGCCACACAACAGCUUUCAGCCAGGCAACAUCGAGUUCCUGCUGUCAGCACGAGAGAUGCGCAGCGGAGCGGCGGAGGCCCACCUCGGUAGUUGCCGUCUCUACCACAAGAUGGUGCUGCAUCUGCGCACGCUCGGUCACCUGUCGUCCGUCUACUGCGUCCUGUUUGACCGAUCAGGUCAUUACAUCAUCACGCGAGGCACGGCGGGGGCGGUGGGGCACCUGUACUACUGCUGGAACGUGCUCGAGGCGCUGCCGGUGGGGGGUGGCGCGCCCUGUACUACACGUGCAGGCAAGGAGGCGCGCGCGUGCGGAGAGUGGGCGCCCCCUUUACUACUAUAUGGUGCAGCGAGAGCGCGCGUCGGUGCAGAGGUGGCGCCCGCCUGCUACUACUCCCGGGAGCGGGCCGUGGCGUGCAGGAGAGGUGGCGCCCACCUGUACUACUCACGUGCAGUGCGACGUGAUCGUUGCGUGUUGUCCGAGGAGCACGGCGACGGGAGCGGCCGAGCGGAGGCGCCAGACGCGGAUGACCUUGUCGCAGCCUCCGGCGGCCGACGCGGGCGUAUGCUCGUGCGACAGAGACUAGGAUGGAAUCCGGCCAGAUUCCCGCAACCGCGAGCAGACGCCUUCCGUCCCAACGCGCUCCACCUUCCCAGCUGGAUCGCCGCGCCCGACCCUGGUGGUGCAGACGCAGAAACACUGAUUCGUUUUUCGCCGGCGUGUCACAAGAAACAUCGGUUUCUCAUCUCGACGGGCAACGACGGUUGCAUGUUCGUGUGGAUCUACUCACCGACCUCAUACCAGUUCAACGAACAUCCGCUGAAGUUCACGGAACGCGUGCGGGCCGGAUCGCAGAUGAUCUGCUCGUCGUUCUCCGCCGGCGGUAUGUUCCUCACGACGGGGAGUUCCGAUCACGUCAUCCGCGUCUACUACUUCGGCGGCGAUGUUCCCGAGAAGAUCGUCGACCUGGAAUCUCACACGGAUCGUGUUGACAGCAUACAGUUUAGUCACAACAGCUGGCGCUUUGUGAGCGGUAGUAAGGAUGGCAUCGCUCGCAUCUGGAACUAUGGCAGUCAGGGAGUGGAAGUGCGUUCUCCCUCAACAUGCCAGUCGACUGGCCGG